AUGGUCAAGUCAUACUUGAAGUAUGAGUAUUCAAAGUCGUUCGGAGUUGUAACUUCUAGUACAUCGAACCUCCUUUGGACACAGCAGAACCGCUCCAGUACCGGUGCUGGUCAAGCGCUUGUUGCGGCGAACGAAGAGCUCCUAUGCUGGGACAUUAAGACGGGAGAUGUUGUUGAACGAUGGAGAGAUGAGAAAUGCUCUGCUCAGGUGACUGCCAUUGCCCAAAGUCAGAUCAAUGAAGACCUAUUCGCUGCCGGCUACGAGGAUGGCAGCGUCCGACUAUGGCGGAGCAAAGACCCGAGUCCCUUCAUAACAUUCAAUGGACAUCGUUCGGCCAUAACAGUCCUAGCGUUCGAUCGAUCCGGUGUCCGACUUGCGAGUGGUUCGAAAGACACCAAUGUUAUUAUCUGGGAUCUGGUCGCAGAAGUCGGCCAGUUCAAGCUACGAGGACAUAAGGACCAGAUAACGGGACUGCAGUUCGUAGAACCGCAAGAGGAAGUGCAAAAAGGAGAAGAUUCUGAGGCCAUGGUUCUUGACGGUGUAGGCGACUCUUCGUCCGAAGGCUUCCUGCUUACUACUGGAAAAGAUGCGCUGAUUAAACUCUGGGAUUUGGGGUCGAGGCACUGCAUUGAAACGCACAUAGCGCAAACUAAUGGCGAGUGUUGGGCAUUGGGACUUUCUCCAGACUAUAGCGGAUGCAUAACUGCUGGCAAUUCUGGCGAACUGAAGGUCUGGGCUCUCGACGCCACUUUGCUCGCCGCGUCGAGACAGAAAGUCGAUAUUCCUGUUAAUACUCAAUAUCUGCGAGAUCGAGGGACCCUAUUUCGACAUGGAAAAGACAAAGCUACCGAGGUUGUGUUUCACCCCCGCCGGGACUACUUCGCCGUACACGGUUCAGAGAAAUCUGUUGAGAUAUGGAGGAUACGCACCGAAGCCGAAAUCAAGAAGAGCCUAGCAAGAAAGAAGAAGAGAAGAAGGGAGAAGCUUGCGCAGAAAAAGGGUAGUAACACAAAUGGCGACGUCCAAGUAGAUGAGGAAGACGACCAGGACGAGGAUAUUAGCAGUGCUGACAUUAACGACGCUUUUGCCCAGCACCUUAUCAUUCGGACAGGUGGAAAAGUGAAAUCUGUCGAUUGGGCUGAUAUUCACGGCAAGAAGAAGCUCCAAUUGCUAGUCGGUACAACAAAUAACCAGCUGGAAAUGUUCAAUAUGCCUCUAAAAGAGAAGAGUAAAAAGUCAAAGCAGGAAGACAUCCCUGAUUACGAGAGAGCCUUAUCCAUUGAGAUUCCUGGCCAUCGAGCGGAUAUACGGUCGUUAGCUCUUAGCUCUGACGACAAAUGGCUCGCCUCAGCGUCCAACGGAGGCCUCAAGAUCUGGUCGAUGCUGACACAGAAAUGUGGCAAAACCUUGGAGUGCGGGUAUGCUCUAUGUUGUGCAUUCUUACCCGGAGAUAAACUUGUCGUCAUUGGUACAAAAAGCGGCGACAUUGAACUAUUCGAAGUGGCUACAGGUACUUUGCUAGAUAGCGUUACUGCACACGAAGGCGCGAUUUGGUCCUUACAAGUUCAUCCGGACGGUAGGUCAAUCGUAUCUGGAAGUGCGGACAAGUCGGCCAAGUUCUGGAAGGUCCAGGUGGUGCAAGAGGAAGUCCUAGGAACGACUCGGACUACAUCACGUUUGAAGUUAUCACAUUCGCGAACAUUAAAGGUUUCAGAUGACAUCCUAAGCCUUAAGUUUUCACCAGAUGCGAGGCUCCUGGCUGUUGCUCUAUUGGAUAGCACGGUGAAGGUGUUCUUCGUAGACUCCCUCAAAUUAUAUCUCAAUCUCUACGGACACAAGCUGCCGGUCCUAGAUAUGGAUAUCUCAUACGAUAGCAAGCUGAUUGUUACAUGCUCGGCGGAUAAGAAUAUUAGGAUAUGGGGACUUGAUUUCGGAGAUUGUCACAAAGCAUUGUUGGGACACCAGGACAGUAUUCUCCAGGUCAAGUUUCUGCCGAACAACCGCGAAGGCAAUGGUCAUCACUUCUUUAGUGCUAGUAAAGACCGAACGAUAAAAUACUGGGAUGGCGAUAAGUUUGAACAAAUACAGCGACUUGAUGGUCAUCACGGAGAAAUAUGGGCCCUAGCGAUUAGCCAAAGUAGCGAGCCACCAUUCAUCGUUAGUGCCAGCCACGACAAGAGCAUUCGAACCUGGGAAGAAACAGAUGAGCAGAUAUUCCUCGAGGAAGAGAGGGAAAAGGAGAUCGAGGAGCUGUAUGAGAGCACGUUAACAAAAUCCCUAGAGCAAGAUCUGGAUGCAGACGACGAUAACGGGGAGAUUGGAGCCGCGACAAAGCAAACAUCAGAAACGCUGAACCAUGGCGAACGAAUCGCGGAGGCAUUAGAGCUCGGCAUGGCUGAUUUGCACGUUAUGCGGGAAUGGGAAGAGGCCAAAGCGUUAAAUCCGAAUAUUGCGCCACCGCAGCGCGAUACGAUGUUUUUGGCCCACGGCGGAAUUAGUGCUGAAGAAUACGUUAUGAAGAUACUUCAGAGACCGGCAGCAUCUGCACUGAACGAUGCGCUCCUCGUUCUUCCGUUCGCUUCAGUCCCUAUACUCUUCACAUUCCUUAACCUUUUCGCUAUGAGGUCGAUGAACAUUCCUCUGACGUGUAGGAUCUUGUUCUUCAUGCUAAAGACACAUCACCGUCAAAUAGUAGCCAGCAGGACUAUGCGAGUGAUGCUAGACGGGAUAAGAUCAAACCUACGAAAAGCUCUCCAGACACAAAAGGACGAGAUGGGGUACAAUAUAGCAGCACUCAAGAUCGCGGGCAUGCAGAUUCAGGAUAAGGGAAUUAAAGACUACGUGGACGAAAACUGGGAUGACGGGACCGGAGCUCAGAACGUUAAGAAGCGGGCUUUUUUCGGCUUCGGUCAAUCCAACCCAACCUACCAACUCACCUCCCCCAACAAAACCCGCUACGUCCUGCGCAAAAAACCCGUCGGCAAACUCCUCUCGCAAGCCGCCCACAAAGUCGAGCGCGAGCACCGCGUCAUCGCCGCCCUCCAACACACCCCCGUCCCCGUCCCCCGCGCCUACACCCUCUGCGAAGACCCAUCCGUCCUCGGCACGCCCUUCUACAUCAUGUCCUUCGUCGACGGACGCAUCAUCCACGACCCAAGCAUGCCCGCGCCCCACGCCCAGACCCCCGCCGAGCGCGAAGCCCUCUGGCGCGCCGCCGUCGAGAGCCUAGCCGCCCUGCACAGCGUCGACCCGGAUGCCGUAGGCCUGGCCACGUUCGGGAGGAAAGGCGGCUUCUACGCGCGCCAGCUGGCCACCUGGACGCACAUCUGCGAUAUCCAGGCUCGCACUACGGAUGUCGAUUCCCAGGAGGCGGUGGGCCCGAUACCGCAUAUGGACGAGUUGGUGGCGUUUUUCGCCGACGAGGCGCUGCGGCCGCGCGACAGGGCUACGCUCGUGCACGGCGACUACAAGAUCGACAACGUGGUGUUUGCGCCCGGGGAGCCGCGCGUGGCGGGCAUUUUGGACUGGGAGAUGAGCACGAUUGGACACCCGCUGUCGGACCUGGCCAACCUGCUGAACCCCUUUUACCUUGUUUCGUUAUCGCAGUUGCCGACUUUUGCCCCGUCGUCAUCGUCGUCUUCUUCUUCUUCGAAAGACGGGGUUCCGAGUCAGAGCGAGGCUAUAGCAGCUAUAACCAACGCCGGUUUCCUCCCCGGCGCCACGCCCGGCCUUCCUACCCCCGCCGCGGUGUUAUCUUGGUACGCGGCGGCCGCGGGCUGGGAUCCACGACCCGACGAAGUAGCUUGGGCCUGCGCGUUCAGCGUGUUCCGGCUCGCGGCCAUCUGCCAGGGUAUCGCGGCGCGUGUCGCUACGCGUCAGGCCAGUAGUGCCGAUGCUCGUCGACACGCUGCUGCUGUACGACCGCUCGGCGAGUUUGCGUGGGAGCUGGUGAGGAAGGAGAAGGAGAGGCGGAAAGCUACGUCUGGUAGUGGCGCGAAGCUAUGA
This is a messenger RNA of Daldinia childiae, 4005 nucleotides long. Its product is annotated as putative WD repeat-containing protein C3D6.12. The transcript is spliced from 3 exons. Gene Ontology annotation, molecular function: snoRNA binding; protein binding. The record is from RefSeq and is a predicted model, not a curated record. Gene Ontology annotation, cellular component: small-subunit processome; Pwp2p-containing subcomplex of 90S preribosome. The coding region runs from base 1 to 4005 and encodes 1334 amino acids. Gene Ontology annotation, biological process: maturation of SSU-rRNA. Lineage: Eukaryota; Fungi; Ascomycota; Sordariomycetes; Xylariales; Hypoxylaceae.